CUCGAAAAAUCAUGUAAACAAAUUCUUGUGACUUUUGAAAUUAAGAAAAGAAGUCGCAACAUCAAAGCUAGUUGUUGGUGCAUAUGUGUAGAUCAACAUGUCGACCAAGUUGGGCGUUCGGUUAACCUUUCAGGUGCAACCACAAUAUUCAUUGUCUUUGGAUCACUCUGCAGGAUGUUGGAUUGAGGAAUGGAGAUAUCUUUAGUUGUAACCGAUUGACAUCUCCGUAGUGCAGUCUCUUGGUUUAUUUCUGAACUUUUUCAUCAUUAGCUCGACAGUUCUUUUCAUUUGUAAAGGUUGAGUCUCGUUAUAAGUGUAUCAUUAGGUCGAUCAUUUUGUGAAUGAGAUCGACCAUUUUAUCCACCAUCGAUAUACCCCUUGGAUUUAUUUUUGUAUAAUAAGUUAAAUAAAACUUUGUUGAUGAUUCUUAGUUAAAAUUUUUUUUCAACGGAUGUAUUAACAUAGUAAGAAUCUGGGCUAAUUCAACUAGAAGUCUAGAACACCCCAACUUUAAAAAAUGUCACUUUUAUUAUAAGUGUGAUAUAAGUCUACUUUUUUGUGGUUUAGGUACUACUUAAGGUCGAACCUAGGAUUUUCAUAUCGAAAGCUAAUGGUAUUACCACUAGACCAAACCCUUGUUCGUUAAGUAUUCAAUAUUAUAAUUCCAGGUUAAACUAUUAUUUCCAUUAACUUUGACCGUUAAUAGUCAACGUAUUCACUGUUGAUGUGCCAACUGUUGUGUAAUUAAAUUUUUUUUAUAGGUGAUUAAGUAUUAGGAGUUAUGUUGAAUUUUGCUUACAUUACUCCUAGAAGUGGUGUGUGGGUGUCUUUCUGAAGUGGCUGUUGGUUAUCGGUAAUGAUAUUGAAAGAUGUUUUUCCUAGAGUUGUUGUUGCCUCCUCAAAUCCCAAAUAUUUGGGUCUCUAACCACUCAUUAAGAUUCAAAAUGCUUAUGUUUUCUAUAAUAUUUAAGGUCAAUAUAUAGUUCAUCCAAUGCGAAAAUGCCAAAAUAAGAAGUGAGGCUGAGAUUUCAAUUCAUAACCUUCUUAAGACAAGAUGUGAUAGUAUCCAACAACUUGCUAUCCUUAAAUCGAGCUUACCAAGUUUCAUGCCAUUUGCAUUAGUGUAUUUUAUGUGUAUUAUAAAUUCGGAGUAUAAAAAACAAAUUAUGAUCCAACAACUUGCUUUAACCACUCUAAUUUAAUCAAGAAUCACAAGUGUUGCAUAUUUGGUGUCAGUUUAUAAGUUAAGCUUCCAGGUUCGAGUUAUGCAGACAAUUGCAAAUAUUUCAUUUGUUCUUAGCUUUAAGUGUAUUUGGUAACAGAGAUAAUAAUAAUUUGAGAAAAAAGGAAGAUGUUGAAGAUAUAAAUUUCAAUGAUAUAGAGAAAGAUAAUGUUCAUGACUUGGAUAAGAUUAACUCUACUUAAUGAAAAUUAUAUUUUCAAUGUGAGUUUUUGACUUUCCAAUAGUUAGAUAAUUUGGACUCCUUUCCUAUACCAAAUAAAUUGCAAUUCAUUAAAUAUUGUUACUGUUGUUAUGCAAUAAUGAAAAGUAUCCGACCAACGGGUCGGACCCAAAUCUAGUUAGAAUAAUAAAUGUACGCUUAUGUUUCAAUUGUUUGACAACAUUUUCCAUCCCUUCAACUAGCUCCCAUUCUUCAUGAUCGUUUCAUGCUCAUUUUUCGUUAAUGUCAUCACUAUUAUAACACAUGAAUGCAAAACAAGCUUUCCAACACAACAAUCCUUUUGUCAACUAACAAUCCAAAUGGGUAAUUAUUUACCUAAAAUUUCGUUAUGGUAAGCAAAAACAAAUAAAACUCAAAAAACAUAAAACCCACACCAACAAUUUUGAUAAUACAAAAAAACAAAAACCCCAAAAAAUGUCCUACCGAACACAAACGAGAAAAACAACCGGCGCUUUCCCUUCACCCUAUAUUUUCCCGCCCACUGCCACCUUCACCGCAUUCCAAAUUCCUCCCACCGUGUGUCCGCCACCAACACCACCGCUCUGGCCACUGUAAUCACAAAUCUCUCUUACUCUUAUAUUUGCAGAUCAAUUAUUCUUCCUUCUCCUCCUCUGUUUAAAUUAAUUUCGAUCAUCAAUUGAUCAAUCCGUCGGCGGAGACAGAACGACGUCGUCAUCGUCGUUCUACCAACACAACGCUAACCGAAACAGAGGAUUUACAUGGCCGCCGGGACAACAACGACGACAUUCCGACUGAGCCAACUCCACGACAUAUUCGACCGAUUCGACAUGGACUCAGACGGCAGUCUCACUGUCUUAGAGCUCGCCGCCCUGCUCCGCUCCAUCGGCCUCAAGCCGGCCUCCGGCGACCAGAUCCACGUUCUCCUUGCCGACAUCGACGCCAACGGCAACGGCUCCAUCGAAUUCGAUGAAUUAGUCUCCGCGAUCUCCAACAACAUCGACGAGCAGACACCGGGGAACCAGGACCACAUCCUCGAGGUCUUCCGAUUGUUCGACCGCGAUGGCAACGGCGUCAUCACGUCGGCCGAGCUCGCUGGGGCCAUGGCCAAGAUGGGGCAGCCCUUGACGUACAAGGAGCUCACACAGAUGAUGAAGGAAGCCGAUACCGACGGCGACGGAGUUAUCAGCUUUACCGAAUUCUCCACCGUCAUGGCCAGGUCCACCAUGGAGUCUUUAGGGAUGGCUGCAGCUGAUCCUUGAUUGAUUGAUUGUUCUAUAGGAUUUAAUGUGAUCAGAUGUGUGCUUGAUUGAGAUAAAUGAAAAUUACAAAAGGAU
Messenger RNA from Linum trigynum, 2758 nucleotides. Lineage: Eukaryota; Viridiplantae; Streptophyta; Magnoliopsida; Malpighiales; Linaceae. The record is from the annotation of a GenBank genome assembly.